AUGAUACGUUUAUUACUACCCGCUUCACUAUUCUUUGCGCUAAUUACUUCCGCUGGAGUAUUAUCAGCUCCCCAACAGGAUUCUGGUUCCAACCUUGGAACUGCCUCAGACUCAUUUAGCCUUCUGGCUGUCAAUCCCCUUUUGCCACCUGCCAGAUUGAAAGUGUAUAGAGGGCAAUGGACACCUCUUCUACGGCAGCAUCUUCCAAUUACCAAAAGAGUCCUCCGAGGUGGGCGCCACGUUUGUCGUAUUGAAGUGGAGGAAUUAGCGCCCAUCUUCUCCGUGGUUGGACAUCUUGAACCCAAGAAAUUCGACUGUGCCUUCAGAGAUGGAGAGGUGAGGUACUACCAUGAAGGCAACCCAUUGCUCACUUCGGACACAGUUCGCGUAACAAUUUUCUUCUUUCGCAAUAACCACUCCAUCAUCCAGACCGCAGACAUCCCCGUGGAUGUCAUGGACUUGCCCAAAACAGGAAACGAGAUCGACCAAACCUUUCGUCGACCUAGAAUUCACGGUCCCCUUGAGCUCAACGUAAAGGGCAUUAAGGCUUCCAGUCAAGCUAUAGGGACGUCGGUGAUAGAAAUCGAGUAA
Molecule: messenger RNA, 591 nt
Organism: Hydatigera taeniaeformis
Lineage: Eukaryota; Metazoa; Platyhelminthes; Cestoda; Cyclophyllidea; Taeniidae
Source: the annotation of a GenBank genome assembly